Messenger RNA from Trichoderma aggressivum f. europaeum, 561 nucleotides. RefSeq lists its product as uncharacterized. The record is from RefSeq and is a predicted model, not a curated record. NCBI's taxonomy places the organism in Eukaryota, Fungi, Ascomycota, Sordariomycetes, Hypocreales, Hypocreaceae. The transcript is spliced from 3 exons. The coding region runs from base 1 to 561 and encodes 186 amino acids.
AUGGCAUCACCUCUCGGCAAAUGGGCCGAUGGCCCCCUUGAGCUCAUUGAGACUCCCUCCUUUACGAAGCGUACCGACGAUCAUCCGGCCCACUAUGUCGCCAACGAGAUGGCAUUUGCCCACAACGCUAUGCUUCGUGGCCUCAACGCAAUCUAUUUGCAGGCACCCUACAUACCAAAGACUGACGUCUCCGAUUUCCUCUUUUUUGUAGCCUCGUGGGCUGGUUGGGUACAACAUCAUCAUAUUCUAGAGGAGACGCGCAUGUUUCCAGGCUUCGAGCGCAUUCCCGGUAUCAGGCCCGGGCAGCUCUCGCACAAUAUUGAACAACACAACCUCUUUUCCACUGGCCUCGAUGAUCUUAACAAGUACGCUUCAAAUACAACAGAAGCCAGUUAUGACGGCGGAACACUGCGUGAGCUCAUUAGUAGCUUUUCUACACACAUGCGUGAGCAUUUAGCCGAUGAAAUCGACACUCUCUGGAGCCUUGAAUGUUGCGAAAAGGGCCAAGAGAAAAAUCUACUCCGAGUGUACAAGGACUGCGAAGCGGAAGCUGGGUGGUAA